Molecule: messenger RNA, 1350 nt
Organism: Suillus paluster
Lineage: Eukaryota; Fungi; Basidiomycota; Agaricomycetes; Boletales; Suillaceae
Exons: 9
Coding region: 1-1350 (449 amino acids)
Biological process (GO): phosphatidylcholine biosynthetic process
Source: RefSeq, a predicted model, not a curated record
AUGAUAUCAAGGCCACCGUCGCCGAACUCAAGGACGGAGUCUCCAGGGAAUGGGACCGGUUACUUUUCUGCACCUUUCGAACGUUUCAUACGAGAUGAGACAUCCGAUUGGGCAGGUGCUUUUACCUUGCUAGACACCAUGGAGACAUUUUUUGACUCUCGACUGGACUUACUCCAGCGGCAGAUACAGAAGCAUAGUGAUAGGUUGAAGUUGAAAGCUGAGGAAGCUCUGAAGAAGCGCGUGCAAUCAAGCGAUGUGUUGGCGGAGAAUUUCGACCGUGAAGUCAAGAACUUCAAGUUGAAGGUUUCGGCCCGUAUGCAAUCUCUAGUGGAGUCAUGGCAUUCCGCGAAAGUCGUGAGGACUCGUGAUAAAGUGACAUUCUUCUUUGGUGUUAUGUCACUCCUCGUGUCGGCCUUGAUGUUUGGCUUGGCUCCGCAAUGGAUACAUAUAGCAUACACAGUACAAGGUCUAUAUCUCCUUCCUCUUCGUGCUUACACGUACAAGAAGCGAUCAUGGCAUUAUUUCCUUUUCGACCUCUGUUACUAUGUCACCAUCCUUAACUGGAUCUACAUGUGGUUCUUACCAUCAAAUCCUGCGCUCUUCAUGGCCUGUUACUCUAGUGCUGUUAUCACUUGGAGAAACAGCCUUGUUUUCCAUGACACGGACAAAGUCACUUCAUUAUUCGUGCAUAUAUAUGCACCUUUUACAUUCACGGUCAUCCGGCACUUCUAUCCAAAUGCAGAAGACAGAUUCCCCGCCCUAAAGGCACUCCCAUACCUCGACCCAGCGGGUGCUCUUCUUAUGAGCGGUGCUAUAUAUGUCUCUUGGCAGUUGAUGUAUUGGAAGUUUGUAUUGGUGGAUCGUCGAACCAAGAUCGCAUCUGGCCAGCGGACGACGUCUUUUUCCUGGCUUUUGAACGACAAGCGAAGUGCCAUUGGGCGAGCUUUGUCGACAGUUCCUCCACAGUACCGUGAACUUUCGUUCAUGUUGGGGCAACUCGUGUACUCUCUCCUUACUGAAUUACCCGCGGUGUUCUUGUUGUAUGAUAGCCCUGCGUGGAGCGGAGCAUUCCUUAUCUUUAUAUUCUCUGUCAGCGUCUGGAACGGAGGUGGUUUCUAUAUCGAGGUAUUCGGUCGCAAGUUCGAGCGUGAACUGGAGGCACUCCGAAAGGAGCUUGCAGACAGCAGUAAUAAUAGCAACAUCAGUCGCUCUGGCAGAUCAAGCCCCACAUUUACGGAUGGUGAAUCAACUACCAAUUCGCCAUUACUAAUGAACCAGAAGUUGCCAACUAUUUCCCUUGACGAAUUGCUCUCAGACGCCGAAUCCCCCGACAAGGAUAAGGAACAAUAG